AUGACGCAAACGCAUACUUUAUUCGGUGUGUCUGCUGUGUGUGUUUUCAGGUGUGUAUGUAAACCUGGUUACCAGGGUGACGGUAUCACCUGUGUGGAGUCAGACCCCUGCGCGCCACCUCUCCGGGGCGGCUGCAGCCUGAACGCUAAAUGUAUAAAAACAGGACCAGGUAAUCACUCCUGUCAGUGUCUGGCCGGGUGGAGGGAGGACGGAGACGAGUGUCAGCCAAUCAACAACUGCAAUGAUCCUGACCGAGGAGGCUGCCACCCUAACGCCACCUGCAUCUACGUGGGACCUGGACAGAGCGACUGUACGUGUAAAGCCGGCUACAAAGGCAACGGGCGAGACUGUGAAGCUGUUAAUCAGUGUGUGACAGGGAACGAAGGCUGUCACUACAUGGCCAGCUGCCGCCGGCUGUCCUCUCAGUGGACGUGUGUUUGUGAUGACGGAUAUGUCGGAAAUGGACAGAUAUGUUACGGCACCGUGGGACAGGAGCUGAUGGCUCUGCCAGACUCCUCCGAGUUCUUCACCUGGACAUCUAAGUCCGGUCUGUCUUUGUCUCUGUCGGAUCAGAACUUCACCCUCAUGGUUCCGUCCUCAGCUGCCGUCGCCAAAAUGUCUUCAGAGGACAAAACCUUCUGGACCAUGAAUGGAAACCUGCCGAGUCUCGUCAGAAAUCACAUGAUCCCGGGUACCUUUCCUUUAUCCAGCCUGAGCGGCGUUUCCUCUCUCACGUCCCUACUCAAGACAACACUUCCCGUUUCAACGACCAAUGAGGUCACGUCUGUUGGAGGAGCGACCAUCACCACACCGAACAUAGCCGCGACCAACGGACUGAUCCACGUCAUUGAUAAGGUUCUGGUUCCUGACAGGAAGCGGAGUGAAGGUCUGCUGGCGACGCUCGCCCUGAGGCCAGACUUCUCUCUGUUCACGUCGUAUCUGAUCGAUUACAACCUAACAGAGGAGAUCGAACAGGCAGACGAGUUCACCGUCUUCGCACCAACAAACGCCGCCGUCAACGAUUACCUCCAGAAAAUGGCUGCAACUGCCCUGGAUGUGAAUACGACCCGUUACCAUGUGGUGGCAUCGGAGCGUCUGCUGAAGACCGACCUUCAGCCUGGAGGAUACAAAGAGACGCUGCUGGGUUUCUCCUUCCAGCUCAGCUUCGUCCCCCGAGACGGGAAGCUGUUUGUGAACGAUGCUCAGAUAAACUCCUACAACAUCCUGAGCGGUAACGGAGUGAUCCACGGUCUGACCGCCGUUCUGCAGAUCAACAGGAAUCGCUGCGACGAGGCCAAAUACCGGAGAGUCCUGGGAAGCUGUCUGGACUGUUUGUUCCCUCAAAGCAAAAUCUGCCCCAACUCCACCGUCCUAGACAAAUCGACGAAGAGGAGGAAAUGUAUGCUCAGUCGGAAGUUUGAAGGAGAGCGCCUGCUGACCAUCGGCUGCAAAGCCACCUGCCUCCAGAAGAACAUCGUGCGGAGGUGUUGUGGAGGGUUUUUCGGGGAGCACUGUGAGCCGUGUCCCGGGCCGAAGGGUCAGCCCUGCUUCGGGAACGGACUCUGCGUGGACGGGACCAACGGGACCGGACUCUGUCAGUGUAACAAAGGCUUCAAUGGGACGGCCUGUGAGACCUGCCAGAGCGGGAAAUAUGGAGUCCACUGUGAUCAGGAGUGCAGCUGUAAAAACGGCCGCUGUGACGAAGGGCUGAAAGGCGACGGGACGUGCGAGUGUGACGUUGGCUGGAGAGGAGUCUUCUGUGACGAAAAGAUCGAGUCCAAAGCUGACGAGAUGUGUGGUUCGGUGAAAUGUCACACCAGUGCAAACUGCGUGACCAGACCGUCCGGCCCUCAGUGUCUCUGUGCUGCUGGAUUUGAAGGAAACGGGACCUACUGUCAAGGUAACAACAAUCAGUUGAUGGUGGUGAUGAAAUCGACGAAGAGGAGGAAAUGUAUGCUCAGUCGGAAGUUUGAAGGAGAGCGCCUGCUGACCAUCGGCUGCAAAGCCACCUGCCUCCAGAAGAACAUCGUGCGGAGGUGUUGUGGAGGGUUUUUCGGGGAGCACUGUGAGCCGUGUCCCGGGCCGAAGGGUCAGCCCUGCUUCGGGAACGGACUCUGCGUGGACGGGACCAACGGGACCGGACUCUGUCAGUGUAACAAAGGCUUCAAUGGGACGGCCUGUGAGACCUGCCAGAGCGGGAAAUAUGGAGUCCACUGUGAUCAGGAGUGCAGCUGUAAAAACGGCCGCUGUGACGAAGGGCUGAAAGGCGACGGGACGUGCGAGUGUGACGUUGGCUGGAGAGGAGUCUUCUGUGACGAAAAGAUCGAGUCCAAAGCUGACGAGAUGUGUGGUUCGGUGAAAUGUCACACCAGUGCAAACUGCGUGACCAGACCGUCCGGCCCUCAGUGUCUCUGUGCUGCUGGAUUUGAAGGAAACGGGACCUACUGUCAAGCUAAAGACCCGUGUCUGGUGGAUAAUGGCGGCUGCAGUCUGUAUGCGGUCUGUAAGAGGACCCGACCCGGCCGAAGAGACUGCGUCUGUAACAGCGGUUACUCUGGUGAUGGAGUCGUGUGUCCCUUCUGGCCGAUGGGGACAGGAAUCGCUCGAGGGUUUCUGGCAGCUCUGGAUUCAGCCUGGAUGAUACGAAGUUGGGCCCAAGGCGGAGCUCCUCUGGACAUCCUGGCAGACAGAGAGAGUGUGUACCGUCUCCUCGCUCAGACGACUCCAGAAAACCUGCAGAAGAACUUCAGUCUGUUUACAGUCGAUCCAGCGACCAGAUACCUGAACAUCAACCGUCUGCUCACAACACCUGCUCAGGUGAGACAUCUGGUGGACACUGGAGAAGAGGCGGGGCUAAACACAGAUUGUGGUGACAUCACCCGUGUGCCGUCACCCAGAUUCCCCAGACAGAGUUCUUUCUCUCAAUCCAAUAAGCUGCUGAGUUGGUGUCAGGAGCAGACUCGUGGUUAUCGCGGUGUUGACGUUAGAGACCUGACUACUUCCUGGAAGAGUGGCCUCGCUCUCUGUGCCCUGAUUCAUCGAUAUCGACCUGAUCUGAUUGACUUUGAGUCUCUGGAUGAGUCGUCGGUGGAAGAAAACACUCGUCUGGGCUUCGACGUGGCUGAACGGGAGUUUGGGAUUUCUCCUCUGAUGACGGUGGAAGAAAUGUCGUCUGUAGGAGAACCGGACUCUCUGUCUGUGGUGAUGUACCUGAGUCAGUUCUACCAGCUGCUCAAAGACACACCGCCCCCUGCUGUUUCAGGUUGUCUGAGUCAGAGUUCUGACCUGAGAUCAGCUCUCAUCACUCCGGCCUCCCUCCUCAGCAGACUGGGACUCAGCCCAUCCAGAAAGAGGAACCCAAAGCUCCUUUGUUUUGCUGACGUUGAGAUGGAAGUUCAGGAUCCAGUCACAGGGGGCACUGUGGAGUCCCAGCUCUCUGAGCUUGGUGACGAGCUCGGAGCCCACAGAGGUGUUGAAUUGUCCAGCUGGGAGUCUGGGGGGUUAGGGUGGAGGUGUCGUGAGUCAGGGAGGGAGGAGGUGAUGAAGGUUUUGAUUAACCCCUCAAAGCACUUCAUGAUGGUGGAGGAGCAGAAAGACGCUCGGGGUAAAAGGAGGAAGACCAGCGGGCCGUGUCGAGAGCAGCAGGAGUCAUGUGACCGCAACGGGGAUGUCGACCGCCAGGAGUAUGAAGAGGCGUUUGUGGGCGGGUCCAGUCGUUCCAGAGUGCGUCUGAUGGCCAAUCAGCUGCAGGCGAAGCUGGACGAGAGCUCUACUUCCUGCAGAAGUUCUUCUUCUGCUGCUGCAGCUUUACGCCGCCAGCAGGGGGAGCUGUUGUCCAGCCUUUCCCCCCCGCCACAGUCUCCGGACCCUCAGCCGGCUGCAGAUCCGCUUCACACGUCGUCAUGGAGACCGAGGAAACGAACUCUUCAGCAGGAACAGAUGAGUUUUCGGUUCAAAGAGAAGAUCAAGUCUCAGUCUGCUCUCAGCGAGGAGGAGCAGUGUCUGCAGAUGUACACAGGUGGAGUGAGCUCAUUGGCCGAGCAGGUGGCCAAUCGCAUUCAGAGUCAGGGGGAAGUGAAUCUGUCCUCAGGCUGCAGCGAUGUCUGUUUCUUCUGUCAGAGGAAAGUUUACCUGAUGGAGCGUUUGAGUGCCGAAGGUUUAUUCUUCCAUCGCAGUUGCUUCCAGUGUUUCCACUGCAGCACCACACUGAGGCUGGCUGCAUACGCCUUCGACCAGCACACAGGUGAGGACACAGGAGUGAUGAACCUGGUGAAUGAUGGGAUGUACCAGCCGGUGACCGUCUUCUUGCCUUCAGAUGGCGUCAUGGCGUCUCUGCCGCAGGAGCAGAAGGACUUCCUGUUCCACAAAGACAACCGACCACAGCUGGUGGAGUAUAUGAAGUACCACAUCCUGCAGGCCCAGAAGAUUUAUGCUGAAGGUUUGAUCCAUCUGGACUCGGCUCGGACUCUGCAGGGUUCACCGCUCUCGUUCAGCUGUGGAGGAACAGACGACAUCGGAGAAAUCUUUGUUAAUGAUGCAAAGUGCCGGAUCGUUCAGAGACACCUCAUCUUUACUGGUGGGAUCGCCUACGGGAUCGACUGCCUGCUGACCCCGCCCAGCCUCGGAGGACGCUGUGAUGAACAGACGACGUUUGACAUUCAGAUGAGCUGUCGACUGUGCUCCUCCUCGACCUCCCGCUGCCCCAAAGAGUCCAAACUAAAGGAGGUUCAGCGCUGCGACCUUCCCACCGCCUACGUCACUAAAAACACCGGCUGCCGCAGCGUCUGCGCCAUCAACUUCUGGCAGCCGAAGUGUUGCCAUGGUUACUAUGGACGAGACUGUCUGGUCUGUCCCGGCGGGGUCGGCUCUCCCUGCAGUAACCGUGGUAAAUGUGACGACGGUCACCUUGGUAACGGUACCUGUACUUGUGAUGCGGGUUUUGAGGGCGUGGCCUGCGAGCUGUGCAGUGCUGGAUUCCACGGAUUCGCCUGUCAAGCCUGUAACUGUUCAGAACACGGGUCAUGUGACGACGGGCGGAAAGGUACAGGUGCGUGUUUCUGUGAGCCCGGUUGGACCGGAGAACGCUGUGAGACCCCGCAGGCUGAAGUCUUUCAGUGUUCUCCGCCAUGUUCUAUAAAAGCCGUGUGCCGAGAAAACAACACCUGUGUGUGUCGGCCAUUUUAUGAGGGAGACGGAUUCACCUGUACAGCGGAAGACAUGUGUCUGUUCUGGAACGGCGGUUGUGCUAAAGGAGCCAGGUGUUCUCAGACAGGAGAAAAGGUGAGCUGCACCUGUCCUAAAGGUCACUCUGGAGACGGGUUCACCUGUCAGCCCAUCGACCCCUGCGUCUCCGGAGACAACGGAGGCUGCCACGAACACGCCACCUGCACCAUGACGGCCCCGGGGAAGAGGAAGUGCACUUGUAAGGACAACUACAUUGGAGACGGACUCACCUGCCAGGUGAAACAGCUGCCAGUCAGCCGCUGUCUCCAAGACAACGGACGAUGUCAUCAAGACGCCAAAUGUACGGACCUCCACUUUGAAGACGCGACGCUCGGUGUGUUUCACUACCGUUCAGAUAAAGGUCAGUACAAGCUGAACUACACAGAAGCUCAACAGGCCUGCGCUGCAGAGGGAGGCAGCCUGGCUACCUACACUCAGCUGUCCUACGCUCAGCAGGGUGGGUUGAACAUGUGUGCGGCUGGCUGGCUGGACCAGGCCCGGGUGGCGUACCCCACCACCUACUCCAACCCCCUCUGUGGCUUUGGACACGUGGGCAUUGUGGACUACGGCACCCGCAAAAACCUCAGCGAGACCUGGGACACGUUCUGCUACCGGAUGAAGGAGGUGAAGUGUGAGUGUAAACCCGGUUACCUUGGAGACGGUUUCAGCUGUGUAGGAAACCUGCUGCAGGUCCUCGAAUCCACACCGACCUUCUCCAACUUCCUCACACAAAUCCUGAACUACUCCCAGGUGUCGGAGUCGGGGAAGCAGUUCGUGAAGCGUCUCAGUGACGUGAUGGUCCAGUCCACGCUGUUUGUACCUGACAACAAUGGCCUGCCUGCCAACCAGACUCUGUCUCAGCGGGCCAUUGAGUUCCACCUGUCGGAGGGUCAGGCUCUGCUCCUCAGCCAGCUGAAGAACGGCAGUCGGAUCAGAACUCGUGUCGGCAGUCUGACCGUCCUCGGAGUCGCUGACCUUCUCAACCCCUCUGCUCUGUCUUCCCGUUACAUCAACGACCGCUUCAUCACAGAAUCGGACAUCCUGGCUAUAAACGGGAUCAUACAUGUUCUCCAGGGACCUCUGAAAGCCCCGCCUCCUCGCCACGAGAUGCACGCGGCUCAUAAGGCCGGGAUGGGAGUCGGGGUGAUGCUGCUGAUUGUUCUGGUGGCCGGAGUCCUCUUUGUUGGAUACCACUUCUACACCCACAACACUAAGCCCUUCCAGUUCCACUACUUCAAGGAGGAUGAAGGGGAGGAAGACGCUCCACCUGCAGACUGCAGUCGCAGCAUCUCUAACCCGGUUUACGAAGCGGCUCCAGAACCUGCAGAGUCCAAGACAUCUGAUGUCACAGCGGAGGACAAACACGAGGUGGUGAACGGAGGAUCGUACGACCUGCUGCAGGACGGCUGAGGGAGAAACUGCUGCUGCUCACCGCUGGACUGGAACCCUCACAACUGUUUUCAUACCUCUGUGGACUGAAAGUCCUCUGACCAGCUUCAAACGAUGUUCAUCGCAGACUGCGUCCUGAGACCCCAACUGCCUCCCAAAACCAUCCGACUGAUGAGGACUCACUGUAGCACCAGUUCAACGCCGCCUGUCAACCAACACUGAUGAUGCAUUCAUGACACUUCUGUGUUAAAUCCCACUAGUGAAGAUUGCCAACUCUUUUCCCCCUGAUUACAAUAAAACACACUUUUAGUUCCACAAAGUGUCUUAAACCUGCUGCUGACAGAGCUCCUUCAGUUUGGUGUGUUUGACUUUCUUUCUUUCAACUGCAUUUCUUGUCAGGACAGAUGCGACAUUUAACAUUUUAAACUGAGAUUUUUGUGCAGAUAAUGAAAAACAAAGUGAAGAAUCAUGUAAAAGUGUGAAGUUAAAUAUUGAAUAAACCAUCAAACCAUGUUGAAGAUUCA
Messenger RNA from Micropterus dolomieu (smallmouth bass), 7136 nucleotides. It is a transcript of the gene stab2, whose product is annotated as stabilin 2. Gene Ontology annotation, biological process: cell adhesion. The record is from RefSeq and is a predicted model, not a curated record. The transcript is spliced from 57 exons. The coding region runs from base 1 to 6633 and encodes 2210 amino acids. Gene Ontology annotation, molecular function: calcium ion binding; hyaluronic acid binding; protein binding. NCBI's taxonomy places the organism in Eukaryota, Metazoa, Chordata, Actinopteri, Centrarchiformes, Centrarchidae.